AUGAAUCACAUGGACCACACCAUGGGUAUGACCAUGAGCAUGAGCUCGACAGGAACCGCCACAGCCCCUAUGAGCACAGGAACCUCAAUGGAUAUGGACAUGGACAUGGGCGGAAUGUCUCAUGAUAUGGGAGGGAGUUGUCAGAUAUCCAUGCUCUGGAACUGGAAUACUAUUGACGCUUGCUUCCUCUCCUCCUCCUGGCAAAUAACCUCCAAGGGCAUGUUCGCUGGUUCCUGCAUCGGCGUGAUCGUCCUCGUCAUGAGCCUUGAAUUCCUCCGUCGUGUAGGCCGCGAAUACGACGCAUUCAUAAUCCGACGAGCGAGACUGAGAAAUCAAUAUCUUGACCCCGUCAACACUACUUCUGCUGUUAGCAGUGCUAGCGGUAAAGGCCCAGGUGUAGGUAUAGACACACGGGGAGAGACAGGGGAAGGAUCAUGCUGUGCGCCAGACACAAACACCACCGCAGCAACCACUCCCAAGAACUCAUACACAAGUCAACCAUGUCAAGAAACCGGAUUCCGCCCCUCCCCAAUCGAACAAACCAUCCGCGCCCUCCUCCACAUGGUGCAGUUCGCUGUGGCCUACUUCGUGAUGCUUCUGGCGAUGUAUUUCAAUGGAUACAUCAUCAUCUGUAUUUUCAUCGGAGCGUUUCUGGGCGCGAUGGUGUUUUCGUGGGAGGUUAUUGGUGGGAGUAAUAAUAGGUUUGAGAAUGAUGCGACGGCGGUUACGAAGUGUUGUGGGUGA
This is a messenger RNA of Aspergillus affinis, 744 nucleotides long. RefSeq names its product high-affinity Cu transporter CTR3. The transcript is spliced from 4 exons. Lineage: Eukaryota; Fungi; Ascomycota; Eurotiomycetes; Eurotiales; Aspergillaceae. Gene Ontology annotation, biological process: copper ion transmembrane transport. Gene Ontology annotation, cellular component: membrane. The record is from RefSeq and is a predicted model, not a curated record. Gene Ontology annotation, molecular function: copper ion transmembrane transporter activity. The coding region runs from base 1 to 744 and encodes 247 amino acids.